AUGCCGCUCCCACCACUCGAGACGACCUCUCCCAUCGCCUGGCAGUACACGGCCGAAGGAGGCGCCAACCUCGUCGUCUCGUUCGCUGGUCCUGCUGACUCGCCCUUCUCGGGCCAUGCUCUCAGGCUGAGGAAACGCAAGAAGCGGGCAGGCGGGGUCAAGGGAGGGGAGGACGCUGUUCCUUCAGAGGUGGACGUCGAGUUUGGCGCGAGGAUCAUCGCGCCGCUCUUAGGCGAGGCGAACGUUGUCGUGAUGGAGAAGGUGCCGCUGUCGCGAGACUGGCUGGAGGAGCUCGUCGAGGACAUGCGGGCGCAAGGAGUGCGGCCGGCGGAACGGGAGGCGGAGGACGAGGUCGAUCUUGACACACCCGAGGGCGUCGUUGUGGAGGACCUCAUCGCUGGCCGAGGGGUCAUUGCCGUCGAGAUCAAGCCAAAAUGGGGCUUCCUCCCGUCUCCCACGCAUCUCUCGCCAUCGACCGCGUCGAUGAAGACAACCUAUUGUCGCACCUGCAUGCACCGGCACUACAAGGCGUCCGACGGCGAAGGCUCAGACGGCUUCUGCCCACUCGACCUGUACAGCGGCAACUCGGCUCGCGUGCACAAGGCGCUCGAGCAGCUUUACGGCAGCUGGAUGUCGAGCGAGGGAGGGAUCAACAACUUGCGCAUCUUCCUCGACGGGAAGAAGGUGCUGCCAGGCAACGCCGAUCAAGCCUCACCUCUCGACUACGCUCUUGAUCACCUGACCACGAGCGGCCCUCCUGCAUCACCCAUCUCGCGCGCCUCCCUCUUCGCCCACGCUCUCGCACCAACCCUCCUUCGUACGCCCGCCCUUCCUCUCCUCCGGGAGCUUCAAUCCCUCCUCGACGUCCUCUACAUCGAAGGACUCGCUUCGCUUCUUUCCCGCACGACCGGAGUCGACCUAGCGCGGCACUUUGGGCCGGAGGAGGUGCAGAAGCUGGGUGGACAGCCGAGGUUGGACGAGUGGAUUGAGUGGGUGGGGCGGUAUUCGCCUUUGCUCGGUCGGCAACAAGGAGGAGAGUCGUCGCCUCUCAGUCAUGAAGAGUGGGAUCAAUCGAAGGCGACGCUCGAAUCUCGUUUCCUCGCCUCCUCGACUUCCGAUGAAGGCUCGCCCUCUCCGCCUUGGCGCGACGCGAUCCUCGCCUACCUCCUCUCAGCAACCUUCAAAGACUGCUCGCUCAUCAUCCGGCUCCCGCUCGACUCGGCGGCUUCAACGGUCGGGACGGUCAAGGCUAUCGACCUCGAUCCGAAGCCGAUGAACAGGCUGGGCAAGUAUUGGAGGAUGGACAGGGAAAUCGUGGAGUGCUGGAAGGAGCGGUUGGAGCGGAUGGAGGCGGUGGGGCGGGCGGGCGAAGUUAGACAGUGCAGAGAGGGCUGA
Rhodotorula toruloides NP11 is the source of this 1395-nucleotide messenger RNA. Its product is annotated as inositol-pentakisphosphate 2-kinase. Gene Ontology annotation, cellular component: nucleus. The record is from RefSeq and is a predicted model, not a curated record. Gene Ontology annotation, biological process: inositol phosphate biosynthetic process. The transcript has 3 exons. Gene Ontology annotation, molecular function: ATP binding; inositol-1,3,4,5,6-pentakisphosphate 2-kinase activity. NCBI's taxonomy places the organism in Eukaryota, Fungi, Basidiomycota, Microbotryomycetes, Sporidiobolales, Sporidiobolaceae. The coding region runs from base 1 to 1395 and encodes 464 amino acids.